AUGACAAAGAAAAAGAUUAAGGAUAGAGUUAUUUUGGGAAACCCAAGUGCUAGUCCAGAGUGUGUUAUUCCAAAUAUGGAUGUUAUUGAUGCUAGUCCAGUUUCUUUUGCACCCCCUUUGGGUACAUUAGAAGGACCAUCAAAACCUGUUUCUGGCAAACAUAAAGAUAUAAAUGAAGAAGCAAUCUCAGUAGUGGAUGUCAAAGGAAAGAGACAAAUGAAGUUUUCUUAUGUUUAUAAGUCACCAUUUAAGGAAAGGUUGAUUGAUUUUAAACCUAGUUUGAUACAAGUAGAAAAUGUUGUUUGUGAAUGGCUUUUCAGUCUUCAAGGAAAUCCAGGUGUUCUUGACUCAUGGUCUCGUAUACUAUAUCAUGAAGAGAAAUUCAGAGGUGUUAAUUCUCCACUGAGACUGUUCAUGAAUUCUAACACUACUUUGUUAGUUGAAUAUACACAUUUGAAUGAAACUGGAAAAUAUAAAGUUUUCAAUGAGAGCUUUUCUCGCAGUGUUUGUGGUGAUAGAGACUUGAAGCAUGAGCACAUAUAUCUUAUUGUUAUGAAUUUGAAGAAACGUGCUUUUGAGGUUAUUGAUAAUGGUGCAGAUGAUGUUGAUUUCGAUGAUAAGUAUGGUGCAGUGUUUAAACUUCUUAAAAAGUCUUUUUUGAAGUAUCUAAAAGAGAUCGGUCAUGUUAAAGCAAAUGAAAUGGCUGAUAAUAGUAUUACUCUAGUAAGAUUUACAAUGUCAUGGAGGACAGUUUAUAACUAA
Messenger RNA from Lactuca saligna, 762 nucleotides. NCBI's taxonomy places the organism in Eukaryota, Viridiplantae, Streptophyta, Magnoliopsida, Asterales, Asteraceae. The record is from the annotation of a GenBank genome assembly.